This is a messenger RNA of Linum trigynum, 2080 nucleotides long. NCBI's taxonomy places the organism in Eukaryota, Viridiplantae, Streptophyta, Magnoliopsida, Malpighiales, Linaceae. The record is from the annotation of a GenBank genome assembly.
GAAUUGCCUUUCCAUUGCAGCCUCCACUGUCCAGCUGCAGAAUCAUCUUGAACAUAGUUGUUAUUGGCUAUGGAAGUGGGGUAGCACUGUAGCAAUAUCAAGUUUCCAUUAUUGUUUGGGAAUGAAUGUUACUGCUUACAGGACAAAGAUGAGAGAAGGAAGAUCACUCCGUUCCAGAUCUCAUCCUUUGGCAGAGGUCUUAAUACCAACGGAAUCACCUGGCUCCAGGGGCAGUAGCAAACAUGUGGUCAUUGUUAUGGAUGCAUUGAAGGAGUUCUCCAUGGAGCCUCUUCAAUGGGCACUUGACUGGGUGAUCGAGGCAGGAUGUUCGGUUACCCUCCUUGGAGUCUUGCCUUGGAUUCCCUUCCCCUUUUCAUGCAAGAUAGGUUUAGAUGUAUGGAGGCAUGUUCUUGAAGAUAUGCGAGGUCCUAUGGGAGGGAAGAGUAGGGCGAGAAAUGACCCGAAGAAACAUCAGAAGAUACGGGGGAUAAUGGAGCUUUGCAAACAGAAGCAGGUGGUUCCUUUGAUGAAAGUGGCAAUGGGUCAUCCGUUCAAGCUUGUGGUUCUUGAGCAAACUACAAGCCUUCAUGCUACAUUUGUGGUUCUUGACAGGCAUCUAAGGAGGUACAAAACGUUCUUUGAGGAGAGGCUGCCGAGCAGUGCGGUGAUGAUGAAUCGACAUGGAGGGGUAGAUGUGAUCAAAAUGAAAGCCAGAACAGAUGGGUUUGAUUCGGCGGCUACCGGAGAAUCUCCGGCCACCGUUCCCCCGACCCCGGAAGUUAUUCUAUCUGAGGAGCUGCUGGAACGGCUGAGGCGGCAGACGAGCAUUUGACAAUGACAGUGAAAUUCAAGUGUGUUUUUAUAUAUUGGAAGUACAUCAGCUUGAUCUACUGGUGUUUAGAGUUUGGAUUUAACCGUAGUGAGACUCUAUGUUUUGCAAGACUUAGACCUUCAUCCCCCCUUCUUUUUUCUUCUCCUAUCUCCCCUGACAUGAUCACGUUUGCAUGGUGAUAAAGGGGUCGUUUGCUUCAUGGAUUUAUAAACGAGGGUUUUGUAAUUUAAAAACCCAAGGAUUUAUCAAGGAUUUGAGGCAUCAUGGAUUUGUAACAAUCCUUUGUUUGUUGGGAUGUUUUUAUCAUGGAUUUAAAGGUGUGGGAUUUACUACUUGAAGUCAAAAAUUACAUUAUUGCCAUUUUCUAUAUGUUUGACAUGUUUAUGAUAUGUACACAAAACAAGGACAAAACUUCAAAAUUACCUUACUAUCAUUUUCCAUAUGUUUGACAUGUUUAUGAUAUGUACACAAAACAAGGACAAUACAUACUAAUAAGCAUAAUGUUGCCACAUGGACAAUAAUAAUAAACGAGAAAAUUCCGUUUUAACUUUUAACGUAAUGUUGCCACAUGGACAAUAAUAAUAAACGAGAAAAUUCCGUUUUAACUUCUAACUCAUGUUUGCACAUUAAUUGAACGUUUAUAUUAUUCAUUUAUUGUUAAUUAUAAUGUAUAAUAGUUAAAUUUGAGGGCAACCUUGGAAUAUUAAAAGUGCAUGAGGGUAUAUGGGUAAAAUGUCAUCAAGGAUUUAUGCCAUAUUCCAAAUCCCACAUCAACAUGUGGGAUUUAUAAGUCCGUGGGGUCCACGGAUUUUGACCCUUAAAAUCCGUGGGCCCCACGGAUUUGGUCUCUAAAAAAGGUGCAAGCAAACAACGGAUUGUACCUAAAUCCUUGAUAGUUGGUUUUUUGGUACCAAAUCCAUGUACCAAAUCCUUGAAGCAAACGACAAAGACUACGUUUUCGUUUGCUUAUGGGAUUUGUCGAUUGCUUGUGGGAUUUAGGUGAUGUAUUUGGCACCCAAAUACAAAGUAUUAUGUAUUUGAUAGAAAAAUAUUGUUUGUUAGGUUAUACAAAUCCGUGAGGCCCACGAAUUUUUAGUAUUUUUUAGCUCCAAAUCCUUGGACCCCACGUAUUUGCAAAUACCACAUUUCAUUUGAUAUUUGGUCAUUGAAGGCAAGGAUUUGAGACCCAUAGUACAAAAAACUUCAAAUUCAUAAUUAAAAUCAACUAAACAAACAAUGUUAUCUUUC